AUGUCGUUGUCCACUACACUCAACUUGUGGCCCACCCAGAGCUACGUUACGGUCAAUUUUCGACCCCCCACUUUCGAUAUUACGAAGACGGGAGAAACUCAACCAGGCUUGAUUCUCAUCAAUCCAGUUCUGAAUCACUUGGAUAAGUCGGAUCUCAACGCCGCAGUCUCCGCCGUUGGAUCUGUUCAAGCUAGUGCAUGUGGAAUUUUUACUGAGGAUGGGCAACUUGUGUGGCAGGGCCCAUAUGCUUUUGCUGAAGAUUCCACGCAUCUUCCCUUGUUUAGUACGAAUCUUAUGGUUCAAGAGUACAUGGGCAAACCUGUGUUGACAUACUGGCAAGGUGUUCGUAAAAGCCACGGUGUUGCAUAUGGAAAUUUCACCAUACUGGAUGAUACCUACACGCCAAUCACAACGAUCUGUCCAAAAUUAAAUCUUAUCACUCCACCAAGUGCCAAUUUGACGGAUCUCGCAUGUUUUGGCGAUUCCCACGAAUUAUUUAUUACACCUUCAAACACCCUAAUUGUCAGUGCAGGCAACGUUACCACUAUGGACCUUAGCCCAAUUGGCGGUCCAAGUGUUGGCUAUGUGUACGACUCUCAGUUCUACGAGAUUGACAUUGCAACCGGUGAUAUAAUUUUCAGCUGGAGUUCUAUUGCCUCUGGUAUUCCUAUCACAUACUCCAAAAUUAUACCAGGCGUUAACUCUGGAACUGGUUUAAAUUCGAGUGAUCCUUUCGACUGGUUCCAUAUCAAUGCUGUAUCAUCUGUUGGAGAUGGAUAUCUUGUUAACAGUCGUCACUGCUGGGCUACUUGGUAUCUCAAUAGUGCCGGUGAGAUUCAAUGGCGAAUUGAGGGCAACAACACCGAGGGACAAAGUGAUUUCGUGGUUCCUAAGGAAGCAAACUUUGAAUGGCAACAUCAUGCUCGCAUCAGCAAUUACACCAACACAAGUGCCGUCCUUCACUACUUUAACAACCACUUCAGUGAAUUUUCAGAUGAAAACGUAGCCAGCCAAUCCAAUGGUCUACAACUCUCUCUUAACCUUGUAGACAAAACUUUAGUCGUGGAAAAAAUUCUCAACGAUUCUGCCUACAAUGAUUUCAGCGGUUCUCAAGGAGCAUUCAGCCCACUCGACAAUGGCAAUACAUUCAUGGGCUGGGGUGCCAUUACUCGUCUUACUGAAUUCGGUCCCGAUGGUAAUGAUGACGUUCGUCUACGAAUCCAAUUCGGCUAUGAUAAUACCGCCAAUUCAUAUCGCGCCUACAAACAAUCCUGGAAUGCGACGCCACCUUGGAAUCCAGAUGUCGUAGGAGUUAACGACACCGCAUACAUGAGUUGGAAUGGAGCAACCGAUUAUACGGCUUGGGUUAUAUAUACAGGGACUAGUGAGAGCAAUCUCGUGGAAGUGGCUACUGUUCAGAGAGGCAAUCUUUUCGAAACUAGCUAUCCUAUUAGUAGUGAGGCUCAGUAUUUGAAGGUUGCAGCGUAUGCUGGAAGUACUUUUAUGAGAAAUUCGUCACUGGUUACUGUGGAGCCUUCUUAUUAG
Molecule: messenger RNA, 1545 nt
Organism: Botrytis deweyae
Lineage: Eukaryota; Fungi; Ascomycota; Leotiomycetes; Helotiales; Sclerotiniaceae
Exons: 2
Coding region: 1-1545 (514 amino acids)
Source: RefSeq, a predicted model, not a curated record